This is a messenger RNA of Eriocheir sinensis (Chinese mitten crab), 1392 nucleotides long. RefSeq names its product ice-structuring glycoprotein-like. NCBI's taxonomy places the organism in Eukaryota, Metazoa, Arthropoda, Malacostraca, Decapoda, Varunidae. The transcript is spliced from 5 exons. The record is from RefSeq and is a predicted model, not a curated record. The coding region runs from base 1 to 1392 and encodes 463 amino acids.
AUGUCGGUCGCACCAACCUUAAACGUCCAGACAGCCUUCCCCGCCGAGGCCAGGGAGGAACAGCCGGGCAGCAUUUUCGCCCACUCCUGCGACGUGACCUGUGCCGAGGCCGAGGCCGAGGCCGAGGCGGGCCCAGGAAAGCCUCCAGAAGGCCUUCCCCCAUGGUUCUACUCACAGCCGUCUGUUGCUGCACAGCCAAAGUCAGAGAUGAGCUGCCAGGCUGUUGGUCAUAACAGGUACCGACGCGGCCUGAGGCCACCACUCAGCGGCUACACCCGACAUACACCCCACACACAGCGGCUGCACCCGGCAAACAGCGGCUACACCCGACAUACACCCCACACACAGCGGCUGCACCCGGCAAACAGCGGCUACACCCGACAUACACCCCACACACAGCGGCUGCACCCGGCAAACAGCGGCUACAUCCGACAUACAUCCGACACACAGCGCAAAGCGGCUACACUCGACAUGCACCCGACACACAGCGAUUACACCCGGUACAUAACGGCUACACCCGGCACACAGCGGCUACACCCGGCACACAGCGGCUAUACUCGGCACACAGCGGCUAUACUCGGCACACAGCGGCAACACCCGGCACACAGCGGCUACACCCGGCACACAGCGGCUACACCCGGCACACAGCGGCAACACCCGGCACACAGCGGCUACACCCGGCACACAGCGGCUACACCCGGCACACAGCGGCAACACCCGGCACACAGCGGCAACACCCGGCACACAGCGGCAACAUCCGGCACACAGCGGCUACACCCGGCACACAGCGGCUAUACUCGGCACACAGCGGCAACACCCGGCACACAGCGGCAACACCCGGCACACAGCGGCUACACCCGGCACACAGCGGCUACACCCGGCACACAGCGGCUACACCCGGCACACAGCGGCUACACCCGGCACACAGCGGCAACACCCGGCACACAGCGGCUAUACUCGGCACACAGCGGCUAUACUCGGCACACAGCGGCUAUACUCGACACACAGCGGCAACACCCGGCACACAGCGGCUACAUCCGGCACACAGCGGCUAUACUCGGCACACAGCGGCUAUACUCGGCACACAGCGGCUAUACUCGGCACACAGCGGCUAUACUCGACACACAGCGGCAACACCCGGCACACAGCGGCUACAUCCGGCACACAGCGGCUAUACUCGACACACAGCGGCAACACCCGGCACACAGCGGCAACACCCGGCACACAGCGGCAACACCCGGCACACAGCGGCAACACCCGGCACACAGCGGCUAUACUCGGCACACAGCGGCUAUACUCGACACACAGCGGCAACACCCGGCACACAGCGGCUACAUCCGGCACACAGCGGCUACACCCGGCACACAGCGACUACACCCGGCACAUCCAUAA